This is a messenger RNA of Prorocentrum cordatum, 2458 nucleotides long. The record is from the annotation of a GenBank genome assembly. Lineage: Eukaryota; Dinophyceae; Prorocentrales; Prorocentraceae.
AGGUCCUGGCCGACGUUCCCGCCACCUCGUCGUCCAGCGGCGGCGGCGCCGCUCUCCCGGCGGGCGUGCCCGGGGGCCCGCCCUCGACGCUGCGGCAGGUGCUGAUCGUGUGCCGGCACGGCGCCCGUCUCCCGACCAAGGGCAACAUGUCGGGGGACCUCGGGUGGCCCACGAGCCCGGACUUCUGGAAGCAGUACGCCGGGCACCUGACGCCCCUGGGCUGCCAGCAGCUCAUCUGGAGAGGACCUGAACGGGCUCUACCUCGGCCACUACGGCCUGCUGGACGGGGUGCCCCCCGAGAAGGUGGGCCUCCACGUGCUGGCCUACUGCUCCAACUUCCAGCGGACGCUCUUCUCGGCCUGGUCGAUGCUCCACGGCCUCCUGCCGGACGUCCCGCGGCACAUCUGCUCGAAGAGCGAGCGCGUCCUGCUCGACUACCAGCAGGUGUGCCAGAACUAUUACGGCACCGCGGGCAGCGGCAGCACCAUGGGCGUGCCCAUCGUGGUGCAGGACGCGCAGGCGGACCGCCUGCUGCGGCAGUGGGAGUCGCUGCCCAAGAAGGAGAGGGACGAGUUCAAGCAGUGGCAGCAGAGGAGCUCGCUCGCCGCGCCCCUGCUGCGGAGCCUGGCGGAGGACCCCCGGAGGGGCGGCGCGGACCUGGCCGACAAGCUGUGGCGCAUGACCAGCAUGGCCGCGCUGGAGCCCGCGGAGGGCCGCACCCUGCACAAGCGCCUGACGGCCCUGAGGAACGUGCAGACGCAGGUGGAGAUCGCCAGGGCGCACGGCAUGGCCGUGAUCCCUAACGAGGGCGGCCUCUCGCUGUCUUGCGACGAGCUGCGGGUCAUCGACGCGGUGGCGCAGGAGCAGAAGAGGCACUGGUUCCACGCCGCCGCCGGCCUCGACGAGUCCGUGGGGAGGGAGGCCGCGAGCAACCUGGCCCACCUCAUCUGGUGGCACAUGGCCUGCAUGGAGGACGGCGCGAAGGCCUGGAAGACGCCGGGCGGCACCCUGCGGCAGCGGCGCUUCGGCCGCAUUGCGGAGGCGGCGGCGAGCGACGGCGAGCCCGACGUGGAGAGCCCCGCCGUGAGCCCGGGGAUGGGGCCCCCGCAGCGGUCCAGGAGCAGCAAGAGCGGCGCCAGCGCGUCCAGCGACGAGAGUCCGCACGCCGAGUCCGCCGGCUUCCGCAGGCCGAAGCGGGUGGUCCUCUUCUCUGGCCACGACACCACCGUCAUGGCGCUGGCCGCGAAGCUGGGCUUCAACCUGCCGCCGCCCAAGUUCGGGGGCUACCUCCUCUUCGAGCUGCACGACGGCGGGCAGGUGAAGUGCAAGUACAACCAGGACCCCUCGAAGCGCGCGGCCACGGCCUCGUCCCUGACGUCUAGGCAGCUGCCGAAGGAUCCCUCCAAGGGCUUUGUCGAGUUCGACGACCUGCCGGAGGGCUCUACUCCCCUCAAGACGUUUAAGGAGCGCUGCCAGAACAAGGCGAUGAAGAGUGCUGCACGAAGGCUGGGCAUGCUGGAGAGGACCGACUCGUGGAGCAGGAGCGACGGCGAGGGCAGCGAGAGCUCCAGCAGCCGGCGCAGCGGGACGCGGGCGCUCGGCGCGAGCCUCCUGCAGGGGAUGGACCCGCUGACCCGCGACCGCGCGGAGGUCGCCUUCAAGGCGAUGGACCCAAGCAACACUGGCAGCGUCAGCGUGAAGAGUCUCACCAAGACGGCCAACGAACUGGGCGUGGAGAUCUCACCCGAGGCCCUGCAGCUCGCGGCGGAGUGCUUCGGCGACGAGGGGGGCAGCCAGUUCACGCGCGAGAGGUUCCUCGAGCUGUGGGCCCUGCUGGACCAGGCGUACCUCGGCUGGGACACGUGAGCGUGAGGCGUUUUUCAGUUACGCCGCGUGCCCCCGCGGGCCCCCGCCUUUUGCAGGUCAGGUUGGGCCGUGCAGCGCUCUGGGCUCGCCGGGGCAGUAUUCCCUUCCUCCCUUCCCCUCUUUCUGCUCCUCUUCCUCCCUCCUCCUCCUCCUCCUCCUCUUCCUCCUCCCCCCGCCUUCUCCACCCAUGUGCCACGGUGGCCUCGCCCGCAGCGGAGCUGUCGGUGGAUCGCCGCCAGGGCGCUCCACGCAGCCGAGCUGGCUCUCGGUCGGGAAAGGCUAGGGCGCAUCCCAGUGCUCGCGCCGACACCUGGCGGCAGCAAGCACACGAAGCUCGGACCCCGCGGGCCGCGUGUCGCGCGUCGACCAGCAUGAGACACUUGGCGUCUGCUUUCGAGGAGGGCUGCAGUCGCACGCGCUCGCCCCAGCGCGGCGACCCACUCGCUCGCUAUGACGCGUGGGAUUCGGCUCCAGGCUGUAGCCCGGUGUGCAGCUUUCGGCUCUGGCGACGUGGCUCGGCCGCUGGAGGCCAGUGUGCGCAGCCGUCGCUGGCACCGGGCUGGUCUGUGGCCCUCCGCCCGGGUGGUGAGAG